Messenger RNA from Durotheca rogersii, 2020 nucleotides. Its product is annotated as putative serine protein kinase. Gene Ontology annotation, molecular function: protein kinase activity; ATP binding. Gene Ontology annotation, biological process: spliceosomal complex assembly; protein phosphorylation; regulation of mRNA processing. Lineage: Eukaryota; Fungi; Ascomycota; Sordariomycetes; Xylariales; Xylariaceae. The coding region runs from base 295 to 1608 and encodes 437 amino acids. The record is from RefSeq and is a predicted model, not a curated record. The transcript is spliced from 4 exons.
GGUUCAAUUGCUACGUAACACUAGCUUAAUAGCUACUUUAAUUCUCGCAAUUAAUCCCCCUGUAGCUAGGCGAAGCCGUAAAGGCAUUCCCGCUUUCCACGAUAUGACAUGCCAUAUAUUCUUAUGGUAGAUAGCCGAAGAAAAUCAACAACAGCGUUUCAUGGCCAUCCUAGCUCGCACCUGUUGAGGUUGCGCAUCCCGCAUCUGCCGAACCUUUUGACUCUCUCAUCGCAAUCCUGCUCUUUCAACCUAUUCCACUAGUCAAUUCCUGGACAACGGGCUUCCACCGCGAAUAUGAGCUUUUCCCCUCCUUCUACCCCUCCAUCAAGGGCCCCAAAAAAGGACGAGCGGAGAUUCAGAUCCAUUACCUCACCCUGUGAGUGGGUAGAAGAUUAUCACCCAGGUGGUUAUCAUCCAAUCCUUCUUGGUGACGUCUUUAACAAUGGCCAAUACAAGGUCAUUCGGAAGCUCGGUGAGGGGUCCUAUUCAACAGUCUGGUUAGGGCGUGACCUGAGCAAUAAUAGAUAUGUCGCCCUCAAGUUUCUUGUCUCGGAAAUCUCGAGACCGACUGAGCUACGAAUCUUACGACACAUUACAAAAGUCGCACCAGUGGAGGCGUCCCUAUAUAUCACACAGCUACUUAGCGAAUUCCAGCACCACGGCCCUAAUGGGAUUCACAAUUGCUUAGUAUUCGAGCCCAUGGGUCCGAGUGUAAACACCAUGGUCGAGGAGCUGCCUCAAUUCAAACCCCGUAAGUGGGACAUGAAGGUCCGCUAUCCACCUCAGAUGGCAAAGAGCAUCCUCAAGCAGUCCUUGCUAGCCCUGGCAUUCCUUCAUGAGAAUGGUAUCGCCCAUGGCGACCUCCAGCCGGGAAAUAUGCUUUUUACUCUCAACGAUAUCGACUCAAAGCCAGAGGAUAUAAUCCAGCAGGAGGAAGAUGAGCUAGCCGAGUCAAUAUCGCCCCCGGUACAGAGGCUAGACGGCAAAGAAGACAAGUGGGCCCCGCGAUAUCUCUGUAUGGCGCAACCGCUAGUGCCCUACACCAACUAUACGGAAGGCUUCAAGAUCAAAUUAUCCGAUAUGGGUGGUGCAUAUUUCUUCACGGAUCCGCCGGCACGGCUUGUCACUCCCCUCGGCCUUCGGGCACCCGAGUUGAUUCUUACUGGGGCUGUUAACAAGACCCUUGAUGUUUGGAGUUUCGGCUGCCUUAUCUUCGAGCUUAUCACUGGGUAUCCCCUCUUCUGCGUACCGGGAUCCAAGUAUGAAGAUGAUAACCACCUCCUCUCCCUCAUUGCCCGGCUCGGCCCCCUGCCCGACGAACUCUUCAACAGUUGGAAGACAUCUUCGCUAUACUUCACGCCCGAGAAAAAGCUCUUUAAUUGUCGCCUCGGAGGGGUUGCGGACGGGCGUGAGCCGCUCAUGGAGGAGCAGACAUCCAUGGAGGAGUGGUUCGAUGAAGCAGGUCCUGAUCUCGACGAGGAGGAGGCGCGCAAUGUAAAGGCGCUUAUACGACGGAUUUUACAGUACGAUCCUGCGGAGAGGCCUUCACCUGCAGAACUUCUGACCGAUCCGUGGUUUUACGAGAUUGAGGCUGAGAGCAGUUUAUAGGCAAUCAGCUAGUACAUAUAAUUCUACGUAGCAUUGAUCGCCUCGGACUUUUGACGCUGAUAAUGAAACUCUUCAUCUGUCGUAACUAAGAAAACUAGAGUCACGAGUUGUGCCUCGUUGACGAGGUGGUGGCAUUCAAAAGGUGAUAACGUAAGAGGGCCACAUCUGGACUCAGUAAUAUGAUAAGAGGUUUCUACAGUUUGGGAUUAUUGAUGUACAUUAUUCAAGCACAGUAAAGGUCGGGACAGAGAGCAUCAAAGAAAGCUGGGCACAACUAUUAGUACUGCGAGGUACGAAAGACUAACUAGAGCAUACUGUGAGUGUUAUAAUAUUGUAACCCUUAUUUAGAGUUAGGCUUCUUCGCUAUCUAUACAUGCCUAGUUUCAAGUAUUGAUAUAAUUUUAAUAGAAAG